Myzus persicae (green peach aphid) is the source of this 1764-nucleotide messenger RNA. RefSeq lists its product as uncharacterized. The record is from RefSeq and is a predicted model, not a curated record. The transcript is spliced from 2 exons. NCBI's taxonomy places the organism in Eukaryota, Metazoa, Arthropoda, Insecta, Hemiptera, Aphididae. The coding region runs from base 1 to 1764 and encodes 587 amino acids.
AUGCAGGCGUAUAACUCAAAACUACCAAUAUCUGAAGCAAAAUAUAAAGAUCUGGUAAAUCUUUGUGAAACAAAUGCGAUUCCACCAAGGUAUCACCAGGUAUAUUUAUCUAUGUCGAGGAAAAGUACAGUUAGAGAUGCACUGGCAGAAACAGACGAUGAAGAUGAUACCAACCUGUCGGUUUUUACAAGUGUUGAGGGUUUUGUUGACUGGAUCCAUGUAUAUGAACGCAUAAAAGAUCACGAAGAGUCAAAAAACCACAGAGAAGCAUCAAAAUGUUAUAUGAGUGAUAGUCGGGAACAAAGUGUAGAUGGAUUAUUUAACAGAGUCCAGUGGAGUCAAAGAGAACAUGAAGUAAUCAAGAGAAGAAAAUUAGCCGAAACUAUAAUUGAAAUAGUAAAAGUAGUCGGAAAACAAGGAUUGCCGUUUAGAGGAUUUAGGUAUGAGGCAGCUUAUAAUUUAAAUAAUACAGCAGUUAACCAUGGACACUUUUUGGAAAUUGUGUUAUUAAUAGCCAAGUCUAAUAUUGAUUUAAAUGAUCACAUUACUAAGGCAAUCGUAGAACGUGAAAAACGAGCAAAAAGUGGAAAAACGGGUAGAGGAAAUUUGUUUACUUUUUUAAGUCCUACAACUGUAACAAACAUUAUUCAAACUAUUUGUAAAUUAUUAUUAUUAAAAAUAUCUGAAGAAGUAAAUUCAGCUGGUAUUUAUUCAAUUACUAUGGAUACAACUAUGGAUAUAUCUACCCAUGAUCAAUGUGUAUUUGUUUUGCGGUAUAUUAAAGAUAGAACUGAAGGCACUAGGUCUAUAGUUGAAGUUAAGGAACGAGUUGUAGCUUUAAAAAACGUGAUUUCAUCUUCAGGGCAGGGUUUAUUUGAUUUAUUAAAAUUAACUUUAGAUUCUAUGAACAUUGGCUUAGAUAAUUGUGUUGCAGACGCUUUUGAUGGUGCUGCCAAUAUGAAUGGCCAAUAUAAAGGAGUUCAAGCUAAACUCAAGGAAGUACUCCCAAGGCAUAUUCAUACAUGGUGCCACGCGCAUGUGUUAAAUCUAGUAUUACAACAAACUACUUCUUGUUCAGUUACAGUCAUUUCUUUUUUUGGACUUCUUCAAGAACUAUUUGUUUUUUUCAAAGAAUCUUAUAAAAGACUCAAUGUUUAUGAAAAUCAGAAUAAUCCCAGUCGUCCGUCACAUUUGAUAAAUAUUGGUAAAACUCGAUGGCGGUCUAAAAAUGAUGCGGUUAUUAAAAUAUUUGGUCGUAUCGAUAUGUGGAAUGAAAGCGCAAAGAAUGAUGACAAAAAGCAAUUUGUAUAUGUGCAAAUUGUAUUUGCACUUUAUGAAAUUUCUGUUACUAAUGAUUUUUCAAACUGCGUAAGAAGUACAGCUCAAAGUUUACUAGGUCGACUUACCCGUUAUGAAACAGUAUUAACAGCAAUGCUGUUUUUGCAAAUAUAUAAGUUUACUACUGCUCUAUCGGAUUACCUACAAACAUCUGGUCUAGAUUAUAUUCAAGCAUGGAGAAAAAUUGAUGGAACAAUAAAGUCUUUAAAAGAAAACCAAAGAGAAUUUUUACCAGUCAGUGCAGCAGCAAAAAUAUUCAUUGAAUUUGUAUCUAGUGUAAUUUGGGAAAAUGAGUCAGACAUUGAUAUAGAAUUAGAGCUUCCUGAAAAGAGAAGAAAAACUAUUCCAAAACGUUCUGGAGAAAAUUUAAGUACUAACCAUAAUAUAGGAGAUGGAGAUACUCCCGAAAAUGGCUUGCCCCCCUAA